Molecule: messenger RNA, 695 nt
Organism: Cryptomeria japonica (Japanese cedar)
Lineage: Eukaryota; Viridiplantae; Streptophyta; Pinopsida; Cupressales; Cupressaceae
Exons: 4
Coding region: 206-481 (91 amino acids)
Cellular component (GO): mitochondrion
Source: RefSeq, a predicted model, not a curated record
UAUUCCUCCACAACUCCAACAGAUCUAUUUUUUAGGAAGCCCCUUCCAUGGAACCCCAACCUUAAGAAGGCUUGGUUCGGAAACAGAAUAUCUUUUCUGCAGAUCCGGGGAAAAAGAUUUCGGACGCUUUAUAAAUAAGUGUUUUCUCUGACGAGGAAUUCACUCUUUUGGAGAGCAAGUUAAGAUUAUUAAGAUUGAUGUGGCAAUGCAUCCUCCACUCACAUUGCACAAGCACCCAAUGUGUGCAGAAAUUAUAGAACUUUUCCAGCAAUGCCAUGUUGACCAUCCCAUUGGAAAAUUUUGGGGUGAAUGCACUGAAUUGAAGAUUAAACUUGACCGUUGUUUCCGUGAAGAAAAAGCAAUUAAAAGGAAGGCCAAUUUUGAAGAAAGCAAGAGAAUGAAAGAAAGAGUACGUGCACAUAGAGCUGAAAUGAAUGCUGCUAUUUCAGAACCACUUUCACCUUCACAAGCUGCAGAAUAAUUGCAGCAUACAAGAGAUUUGAAAAUGAAAAAUGGCAAUUCAUUGCACAAUUAUGCAUUGUUGUACUCGUAGAAGAUAUCUGUCUAGGGAAGUUUUUGGCAAUCCGAAAGACAACAUUUCUAAUUUCUGGGUAAAACUUGGAAAAAUAUUGGGAACCCAAAAAUUGUAGAAAAAUAAAAUAAAAGGGAAAUAAUUGAUAUUUUUUAUAUUUCAA